AGCUCACGAGCUUACUUUCUCUCAGUGACUAACUUUGACAUAUUCAACAAGUCAGCUGUGAAAACACACCAAUUAGUUUUUUCUCGAACUGCCGUUAAAACCGUAAAAGACGACACCGCCGAGCCGCUCGAUCCGUACACAAAAGCAACGGACACCGCCGCUACAGGUUUGGGGGCGGAGUCAAACAGCUGGAUACUCCAGAGUGUCUCGUGGCGGCGAAGCAGCGAAACCCCCCCACCCCCUCCCCACAACCCAAAGCGAAAAACGGCUAACGGGAUCUCAGUUGUUCAGGAAAGACAAGACAGGAUUUGACACAAAAGUAAGACUCCUUCGUGGCUCGUGUCCCGCGUGGAAUAGUUGCUGGUUCCCAGAGGGGUUGAGGGGUCAGCGUACUCAAAGUUACCAAUAAAAAGCAGCAGGAACUUGCUCGCCGACACGGAGGCUUAAGGUGAGGGACGUCGGUCACGGAUUUUCUUUUGAUGUUCGUCGUUGCUGCUAGCUUGAUCCGUGAAGCUAAAAGGACACAUCAGUCCUUGUCAGUGUUCCCUCUACUUAGCCUCCACCUUCAAGAAAAUGAAUCAGUUGGUGGCAAUGCAGAUGUCCGUCACACUCAGUUAAAUGUUAAUACUACUCGAGCAGAUAUUGCUCGGCUGGCCAAAGAGGAAAAAGAAGAAAGGGGCUGCUCAAGGUGUUGGAAGAUGUCUCUCUGGAUGAUACUGCCCGUUAGCCUCCCAGUUUUGACCAUCACUGGGAUAUGGGUUGUGUAUGCCAUGGCCCUGUACAAUCAACAUGUCUGCCCUGUGGAUAACUGGUCAUACAACCAGUCAUGUGAAGAGGAUCUGUAUUUGCAGAGUGGGCCAACCUUUUGCUGCACACUAGACAAUGUACCUCUCAUCAGUAAAUGUGGGACUCUUCCCCCUGAGAGCUGCUUCUUCAGCCUUAUCUGCAGCACAGGCUCAUUCAUGGUUGCGGUGAUUGUGCUGCUCCGCUAUGCCCAUGUCAUUGAGAAGCACCAGAAUUGUGUUCUCAACACGGCGAGUCUCUCCACAGGCUGGAUCUGUGCCGCUGGACUUAUCAUGGUGGGAAACUUUCAGGUGGAUAAUGCCAAAGUUCUCCACUAUGUCGGAGCAGGCAUCGCCUUCCCCACCAGUAUGCUGUUUGUGUGCCUGCAGUCGGCACUGACUUACCGACUCGCCAAGACCCAGGGGGAGUACAACGUGGCCCACCUCCGGCUCUGCAUGACCCUGCUGGCCUUCGUAGCCUUGGUCCUCAGCGGUGUGUUUUUCUGUCAGGAGAGCUUCGUCCUUCAACAUAAUUCCGCCAUCUUCGAAUGGGUGUUCUGCGUCAUCAUCAUGCUGUUUUAUGGGACAUUUGCCUUUGAGUUUGCUGACAUGUCAUCGGAUACCAUGGUUGUGCUGGCGAGAGGUCCUGCUGGGAAAGAACACAAGGUGGACUCACUGGGAUCACUGGGAGGGCCCAUUUUACACUUGCGUCCACACCAACCUGAAAACAUGUCCAUACUCUAGACUGCUGGCUCAUCUUGGCUACACAGUUGGUUUGUUUAUUCCUCUGGAUGUUGAAAGAGUUUUUCAUUUCCAGCCACAUUUGUCUGAAGCUUUGAAAAGAAGCAGGCCGGUGCAGUCAACGCUCAGGGCAGAGUGGACCCCUGGGGUGUAGACCUGCUGCCACAGUGGAGAGUUUAGUUUGUAUUAUGCUCACAUCCGAGCUCAGUGUCUCUAAAGAACUUUGUUUGUAUUUUGCACAUUGCACAAGUGUGAAACCAAAUUUUCUCCCAACUCAGUCCUGUGAUCAGCAGAGGAGUACUUUGUCAGAGCAACCAAAUGUCCUGCUCCCCCUGAGAGCCUGUACCGUGUCUCAAUAAGUGGCCUUGGACUAUUUCCCCUAGAGGCGACGGCUAUGAUUCUUUCAAUGUACGUAAAGGAGUCACGGCUGCUGGGCGGCUAAGCUAACUAUUAAGACUGAGAACAGCAGAGAGAGAGACAUGGUGAUGAGUGUUACAGGAGGAACACGGUCAUGCUUAUUUUCCCACUAGAAAAUGGUAGAAUGCAAUAAAUAUAUAGAAAGGGUGUCGAUGCAAGGGGAUAUACAUGUUUUCGUCAAUCUUGGAGAUGGAACAGGGCAGCGCUCUGCAUUUGGCAAUCAUUCAAAUCGGCAUUAACAAUAUUUUUUAGAUUAACAAAUCAAAUAAGUAAUGUCACGGAAUUCUUCAUAGUACUGAAUCCUUGAGAAUUAUCACUCUACUCUACAAAGAUUGUAGCUGCUUUUAGCGGUUUGGGAUAUUCAGCCUGCAUAUUCAAUUAAGCGGAUAACGCUACUUUUGAGCCACAGUUAAGAGUGUAUUGUAAAGAUAGUAGACAAUUUGGCUAUCUGGAGGGACAGAGUUUUUUUCUGAGGAGUUGGUUAACCAAGGCUAAACAGAAAGGGAAUAUUUGUCUCAUAUUUUGCAGGUGGCCAUUAGGAUGAUAACGUUGCUCUGUGUCUGCUGCAUGUGCAAGUAGACAUAGGCGUUAGCCAUAGCAAUUUAUGUUGCUUAGGCUUCGGUCAAAAAUUGCUAAAUUCUGCUUUUAAAAAUAAACACUAUCAACAACGUGUUUUAGAUCAGAAACUCCGCCUAUGUAAGCCCAACUUAAAAAAGAAAACGUCCAUGGGACCCACACCUAGCACACAUUGGCUUUUUGUUGCUUUUGGGGGUGUGCCAUAUCAUUAUUUUUACUUAUUUGAACAAACCAAAGACCUGGUGCCUCAUUAGGUCUAACCUUUAUGAUACAAUGUCUUUUCCCCUUGCCGCUAGGAUAAAUACACUAGAUCGACCUUGAACCUCACAAUGAUUCAACUUUCUCUCUGUAGAGUUCCAACGAAGAAUAUGAAAGAGAGAUGAUACAGUGUCCAGAGGCUAAAUGCGUACCAGCUAAUUCAAGCCAGAGCACCAGGGUUUAUUGAGUUUAGUGAGGAGGCAUCAUACGUGUUUUCAGGUCUGUGGACGUAGGUCUGCAUCUCAUUACUCCCCAACAAGGAGCAAAACACGCUGUCAUUGCUUUGCCUUCUUACUCUUUCUUUCAACCUUCCAUAGUUAGUGUUGCCAGCAUGUCUAACUGAUGUAUAAAGGGAAAAGGAAGGAUUUGUUAUUCAAGACAUAACUGAGUUGCACUGUCCUGCCGACAUGUUACUGUACAGCAGGAUACACCCAAUACCAUUUCCCCCUGAGUUUAUCUAUGAUUAUUAUGAUGAUGAAUGAGAGCAAUAAGAUGGAGACGUAGGCAUUGACUGCUCUCGUGGAGGAGCAGGGACAGAUGGUUGCAUGCAUGCCUGGGAGUGCCAGGAAUACCAAAGUGGAUAUUUGUCACGACCAUUUCGUUUACAUUGAAAAAUGAUCCCUGCUAAUAUCGACAUAUUUUGAUAUCCAUCAGUGUAGUUUUAAUUUUAUUUUCGCCUUGUCUUUUUCUCUCUGUGCUUUUGUUGACGUUCUCUUAACAUUCUGUGCUGUGUUGUUUUACAGAGUUGUGCCAGAAUUACUGUUUAUAUUUGUUGGAAAUGUUCAACAUCUCUGUGUAAUAUUAACACACUCUGAGCUCUAAGGGGGAACAAAACAGAGCCUGCAGAGGGUUUACAACAGUAAUAGUCUCAUUAGUACACUUUUAUACAGUGGAGAUAUUACUCCCUCAUACCACAACCGGCCACAUGUUGGGCAGAGUUUUACAAACUGUCACAGGAAACUGAAAGUGGAAUCGUGCACACUGCUCUGGAAUGAGCUGGGCGUUGGAAACAGCUCUGAUCAAUUGCCUCUCCCUACUGGUCAAACUGCGUAUUGCAUUUAAGCUGUAAUGUCGUUGCCCGGGUCACAGGAGGACAUUUUUGUAUCCACAGUAGAGAGUAUUUAUUCACCUUUAGGCCAAAUCUGCUGUAGUUGUACUUCUAAAGUUAUAAAGAAGGUUGAGCAAAGUCUGAAGACCGCUUGACCUCCUGCCUGUGCUUCUGAAUGUAGUUCAGCUGUGAUCUUCAGAGUUUUCUCCCCGGCAUCCCUUUUAAGUGGAACUUGGCCUUGUGAGCAUCCAGUACUUUUACAAUAUGCAUUCUUCUCACAAAUCACAGCAACUGUUUGAUGCAUUUUAAGUGUUAAGCUAAAUGAUGGUGCUGCUCAUCAUGUUCUCAUGACACAUUUACUAAAGGUUUUUACUUUUACUGAAUGGUUUACGCAUGUAAAGAAGUGAUGCUGUUUCCAGUUAAACAUUACAAAAAUUGUCUUUUGAAACAUUUUGUAAUUGUCAGAUUCACAUUGUGCAAUCUCUGUUGGGCGUCCGUCUCAUCAUUUCAUAUCAACUUCUCUACUUUCGUUCCUUUUGUUCACAUUUACUGAUCUGUCUGACCUUUGCACUCAGGAAGAUGUUACGACACCAGCUGCAUUGUUUGAUUCAAAGCAGAAUUAAUUCUGCCUUCUGUUGUCUUUAUUUCAAUGGCAUUUGUUUUGUUCAAAGACGGUUUGUUAUGUUAAUAUGUUUGGCUUAAUAUAGAUGGUUAGCCAUGGUAUAAUAGAUUAUUUUUGUUAAUCAAGACUCUAUAAUGCUUAAAAAUAAACAUUCCUGUAUAGUUAGCUUGUCAGAAUGCUUAUGCUGCUCACGCCAACAUGGUUUAAUAUCUGCAAGAUACUCACUUAUGCAAUCAGUAAAUGAUUGGUGGAAGCAUUUUGACAAACUAGCAGCUGUUACUCAAUACUUCUGUUGAAAUGCAAAAAGCUCCUUAUGUGCCUUAUAUAUUAUUUUGAUAAUGAAAACGAAAACCAAAGAAGUUUAGGUUGUAAAUUCUAUUUUGAUGAAAAGUUGUGUGUGCGUGUGUGUGUGUGUGUGUGUGUGUGUGUGAUAUAUAAAUGCCUUAAUGUUCAAUAAAUAAAAACUGUU
This is a messenger RNA of Cyclopterus lumpus (lumpfish), 4913 nucleotides long. RefSeq lists its product as uncharacterized. The coding region runs from base 480 to 1526 and encodes 348 amino acids. NCBI's taxonomy places the organism in Eukaryota, Metazoa, Chordata, Actinopteri, Perciformes, Cyclopteridae. The record is from RefSeq and is a predicted model, not a curated record. The transcript is spliced from 8 exons.